Messenger RNA from Tripterygium wilfordii, 1188 nucleotides. RefSeq names its product transmembrane emp24 domain-containing protein p24delta5. Bases 135 to 797 code for a protein of 220 amino acids. The record is from RefSeq and is a predicted model, not a curated record. The transcript has 4 exons. Gene Ontology annotation, cellular component: endoplasmic reticulum-Golgi intermediate compartment; endoplasmic reticulum; COPII-coated ER to Golgi transport vesicle. NCBI's taxonomy places the organism in Eukaryota, Viridiplantae, Streptophyta, Magnoliopsida, Celastrales, Celastraceae. Gene Ontology annotation, biological process: Golgi organization; endoplasmic reticulum to Golgi vesicle-mediated transport; intracellular protein transport.
GGCUCCUGGAUCCCCUGACUGUGUCCUAAUUGGACUUUACGGGACCUUCUAGGGAAAGCUUUCUUCACGAUCGAGGACCCAGUCAGUCACGAUUAUCUUCUGAACAACCUCGCCGCGGUUUUUACUGGUCAUUUAUGGCGGUUAAUUCUAUCUUACGCGCCCGUGUGGUGGUACUGGCGUUGAUUCUGGUUGUUCUGACCGGUAAUCAGAAUAUGGUACCGGUGGCUGAAGCAGUAUGGUUAACGAUUCCGACUUCCGGAACCAAGUGCGUAACGGAGGAUAUUCAGAACAACGUCGUCGUACUGGCCGAUUACUAUGUUAUCGACGAAACUGAACCCCACAAAACCCCAGGAGUCUCUGUCCGGGUAACAUCACCAUUCGGGAACAAUCUUCACCACAAGGAAAAUGUAACUCUUGGACAAUUUGCAUUUACAACCACCGAGUCUGGCAACUACGUGGCAUGCUUUUGGAUAGAUGGCAAUCAACACGAUAGAAGCUUAACUAUGAGUCUUGAUUGGAAAAUUGGAAUUGCUGCCAAGGACUGGGAAUCUGUUGCAAAGAAAGACAAGAUUGAGGGUGUUGAACUUCACCUGACGAGACUUGAAGGAAUGGCACAAGCCGUCCAUGAAAAGAUAAACUUUCUUAAGAAACGGGAACAGGAAAUGAGAGAAGUCAGUGAAAAGACCAAUGCUAGAGUGGCAUGGUUCAGUAUCAUGUCCCUUGGUGUCUGCAUUGCAGUUUCAGUUUUGCAGGCGUGGUACUUGAAGCGCUACUUUCAGAAGAAGAAGCUUAUCUAGGUUUUUCUUAUUCUUCAUUUCCAGCGUAAAGCUGGCUGAAGUUUUAAAAGACGAAAAGAUUUCACACGCACACAAUUCUUCGGAAACCACAGUAGUGUUCUUUUUGUUCUUGUUAUCUGGGUAGAGUGGUGGGAGGUAGUAUUAGUGUUGAAUGAGAAAAUUUUAUGAUUCUGAAAUCAUAUGAAUAGAAGAAAGAGGAAGACAGAGAAUGAUGAUACUCAUGACUGAGUAUGAUUGGCUAUAAACAAAACUGUGACUUGAAAUAUUGCCAUCAAAAGUGUUGCUCCCUCGGAUGCUGAAGAAAGAAAUAAUUGUUGUAUUAGUUCUUUCAAUUGAAGUUUCUUGACAAAGGCCAUCAUGAAAUGAUUUUCUAUGGCAACGUUGUCCAGAA